Molecule: messenger RNA, 2315 nt
Organism: Heterocephalus glaber (naked mole-rat)
Lineage: Eukaryota; Metazoa; Chordata; Mammalia; Rodentia; Bathyergidae
Gene: Caps2
Product: calcyphosine 2
Molecular function (GO): calcium ion binding
Source: RefSeq, a predicted model, not a curated record
GCCGUGGAUCCGUGCCAGGCUUUGGCCCUCUCCGGGUUCAAGAGAGGCGCCUGGCUAAAUCCGCCCGGGAUUUAUAGGCUCCUGGCGUCCUUCCACUCUGUGCACCCUAAGGCGGCAGGUUUCAUCCCUGUGAGUCUGCAAACCCAGCGGGGUUUCGGGGACUUGAGCCCUUCAGGAGGAGGAACUGGCGUGCAAGAAGCGAAGGUUGUUGCUGACGGUCUAUUUUAUUUUCCUUAGAGGUGAGACUGGGCUUUCUGAGGCCUGCUGUGUGUGCCUGUUGCCAGGCAACCUGCAGACGCGGACCGACGCAGUCUCUGGGAAGGAUCCCUUCCAGCCUGUCCAGUCCGAAGCUGUUUGAAGAAGGUUCUUGGUAGAAUCGCCCGAGCAUAGUACACUGCAUGAUAAGUACAUGAGCUUGAAUGGAUUUAGAGGUUAGAGGAGUGGCUGCUUCUCCUGGGAGCCAAACUCAGCUGUUCUCUGGAAGAAGGAAGCCAUUACAACAAGGAUGGACUUCUAGGUCAUGGGCAAUCUCGAAUCCCUGUCCACCGGUGGUCCCACCACUUGAUUUGAGAAGUCUUGUUGGCUCUGAUGAUGAGGAUGAUUUUUCAUAUGGUUCUCUUAGUGCAGUGCAUACUCAUUUUAACCCAACAAAGUCAUUUUCUGCCCUUGACUGGGAUGCAUCAUGUCAAAUACCAUAUACUCAACAUCAUCUAAAUGAACUGGAACAAGACAUAGUACCUGAAAAUUUGCCAUCACCAACAGACAAAUAUAAGCUAAAAUAUGAACAAUAUAAAACUGAAAUGAAAGAGGGAUAUAAACAGUACAGUCAGAGAAAUGCAGAAAAGACAAAAUCAGAUAACAUACAUCAGCAGUCUCCAAGAAAGAAGAUAGAUAAACAGUGUAGUACACGAAGUGCAGAAGCCAGUGAGGAUGACCUUACAACUCUGGAUAGGAAAGCCCUCUUACAGAAUGGAUAUGUGGACAGCCCUUGUCAUGCACAGAAUAGUGCAAGGAAAUCAGAUGCAGAAACUGUGGCUGCAGAGAAGAAGAAACAGACUGUUACAGAGCAAAUGAUGAUAGAUCACUUGUCUAGGGCUGUGAUCAGUGAUCCAGAACAAAAUUUGAACAUUGAGAAACAAGGAAAUGCUCAUAUCCUUCCAGAUUUAAAGAGACCACCUCUUCGACUUAGGAAAAGAACACUACAUGAAACAAAGAUCAGAACCCACUCUACAUUAACCGAAAAUGUGCUUUCUCAUAAAGUACAAUUUGAUAGUAGGAUCAUAUCAAGAAAUGGACGUGAUGCCUGCAGAGAUCUGAUUGGGUUCUUUUUUACCAAUGACCAAUCCCUUACAAUAUAUGAAUAUCGGCAGUUUGGAAAAAAUAGAACAAAUGUGCUUCCAUUUAUUCCAAAAAACAUUUAUAGCCAUCAGUGUGGACGAAGAAAAGGAAAACAGUACCAACUUGGUGACUUUUAUAUUGGUGCAACCUUGACAUUUUUGAGCUCUCAUCAUCCAAGUCUUCCACGAAGCAUAAAAGAAAAUAUAUUACUUAGACUUCGAAUCACAAAUAUUGAUCAAAUGGCUUUGGAGUCUAUAAAAACUGCAUCCAUGGCACAUGAAGAAGAUAUAAUUAUGCAAGAAGCCAAUGAUAGGCUGGUCUUCAAGGCCAUUCAAGAUGCGCUGAAAGAAAAACUGCAGAAAAGAGGUGUUCGCAUUUUGACUGGAUUGGGAAAAUACUUUCAACAGCUGGAUAAGGAAGGAUGUGGACUUUUAAAUAAGGCAGAUUUUAAGCAGGCUUUAAAAGUAUUUCACUUAGAAGUAUCUGAAAAGGAUUUUGAAUCUUCAUGGAUAAUUCUGAUCACCAAUGGCAACGGAAAGGACAAAGUUGAUUAUGGAGAAUUCAAACGUGCCAUUAUUGGUGAAAUGAAUGAAUAUAGAAAAUCAUUUGUUCGAAAGGCCUUUAUGAAACUAGAUUUCAACAAAACUGGCUUUGUGCCUAUUAUAAACAUAAGAAAAUGUUAUUGUGCAAAGAAGCAUCCUCAAGUAAUUUCAGGUCAUUCCACAGAGGAGGAAAUCAAAUCAUCUUUUCUAGAAACAUUAAAAGAUGCUGGCGGCAAGUCUGAUGAAGUGUCAUAUGGUGAAUUUGAAGAUUACUAUGAAGGUCUAAGUUUAGGGAUAGUAGAUGAUGAAGAUUUUGUUAACAUCUUACGUACUCCAUGGGGAAUUUAGUUUUUAAUAACGAAUAUACUGUCAGCUCUAGGCAGUUUAUAGAAGAGAUGACUUUUAUAAAAUAUACAAUCAAAGCCUAGGAUAUAU